AUCAUCAUGUUUCUUAAGAAGUCUACAAGCAGUGCUGGUUUGCAAGACACUAUGGGAAGGACAUUCCUUCAUAUAGCUGCUGAGAAUAAUAAAGUUCGGAUUGUCAGUUUUGUUUGCAGAAAUCAGUCACUCUCAUGGAUUCUGAACAUUCAGGACUAUGAUGGAAACACUGCACUACACCUAGCUAUCCAGGCAGGGAGUCUUCUCAUGUUUUGUGCUUUGUUAGGGAAUCGGCAAAUACAUUUAAAUAUAUCAAAUAAGAAAGGGCAAACUGCUCUAGAUAUAUCGCGAUAUAAGAUUCCCCCAGGAUUGUUUGAUGAUCAGAAUAGUGAAACAAGAAUACAUUAUGCACUCAAAGUCGUUCAUGCUAGGAGUGGUAAUUGUCGUCGCGAUCACUUUGAGGAAAACUACAAUCACCAGUUAAAACAUACUCAAAGAGAAGAAUUGAAGAACAUGAAAGAAUCAACACAGACACUGUGUAUUGGUGCAGUUCUAAUUGCAACCGUGACAUUUGGUGCUACUUUCGCCCUUCCUGGAGGGUACAGAGAUGAUGAACAUACUAAUGGAGGCACGCCAACACUUGCUGGGAGGUAUGCUUUUGAUGCAUUCAUACUAGCCAGCACAUUGUCCUUCAUCCUGUCUGCGAUGUCUAUCGUGGGCCUCAUGUAUUCAGGUUACUCUAUUUUAAACCCACACAGUCGCAGAAUUUACUUACUGGUAGCCUUAUAUUUUGCGUCAAUGUCGAUCACAUGCUUCAUGGUAGCUUUUGCACUAGGUUUGUAUAUGGUGCUAGCGCCAGUUGCUCACAAGUCUGCCAUCACUAUCUGUAAGUCACGAGGGCAUCUCCAAUGCGAGUACCCAUCCCGCGCCUGCGUGUUCGGAUGGGUCAAAACGGACAAAAACGCGGUCCAACGUGGCCACGCAUCACAAAUGCGGAUGACCGCGGCGUCUGAGAUGACCCAAACCCGGCCAAAAUCUGGGUCGCGUUUGCGUGACCGUGAACGCCGAUCGCGUGAGGAUUCCACUCCAGCUUUAUCAGCUAGGUGGCCAAAAUCUGGGCCGCGUUUGCGUGACCGUGGACGCCGAUCGCGUGAGGAUUCCACUCCAGCUUUAUCAGCUAGGUGGCUCGACGGCGGCCGCCCGCCGGCGUUCCUUCGCGUCCGCCCUCGUGUUGGCCCUCCUCGUAGCUUCGGCGCGCUCCGCCUCCUGCGGCAUCACGGCCCGCUUCCCCCACGACCCGACCUCCCAUAG
This is a messenger RNA of Lolium rigidum, 1251 nucleotides long. RefSeq names its product protein ACCELERATED CELL DEATH 6-like. The transcript has 3 exons. Gene Ontology annotation, molecular function: protein binding. Lineage: Eukaryota; Viridiplantae; Streptophyta; Magnoliopsida; Poales; Poaceae. The coding region runs from base 7 to 1251 and encodes 414 amino acids. The record is from RefSeq and is a predicted model, not a curated record.